UGGUUAAUUAGUUAAAUCCUCUUAGUUUCACCGUUAUAUGUUUGUAGGGUAUUUGAAAAUAAGAACUGAAUUAACAGAGUAAACGAUGCUUCCCCCUUCGAGUGCGUGACCUCUCAAGAUACGUGACACCACAAAGAUGGCAGCGGAAGGGGGAAUUUCCAGGAGUAAAGUGAGUCCAGCCUUUUUGCAUGCCAACUCUACCAGUCAUACCUGGCCAUUUAGUGCCAUUGCAGAGCUUAUUGACAAUGCCUAUGAUCCUGAUGUGAAUGCCUCGGAGCUGUGGAUUGAUAAAGUUGUAUUGAAUGGCAAAGACUGUCUCACAUUCGCAGACAAUGGCAAUGGACUGGAUGGUGACAAGUUGCUCAAGAUGUUGAGUUUUGGCUUUUGUGAAAAGGAAGUGUUUGAAAAGAGUCCUCAUAAGCCAAUAGGUCACUACGGAAAUGGAUUCAAGAGUGGGUCUAUGCGACUUGCACAGGAUGCUGUUGUGUUUACGAGACAUGUUCGCACCAUGAGUGUUGGCAUGUUGUCACAGACAUACCUAAAACGUAUCAACUCUGAGACAGUUCUGGUUCCAAUCGUUUCGUGGACGAUAUCAACAAAGGAGAUAGUUCGCACUCCAGAGGCCCGCAACAACCUGCUGGCAAUCCUGAGGUUCUCCAUAUUUAACACGGAGGCGCAGCUCAUGCACGAACUCAACGGGCUCGAGAGACUCCGAACUGGAACCAAAAUUGUCCUCUAUAAUUUGAAGAGAACAAAAGAUGGCCAGAUGGAGCUUGACUUUCUUAGUUCACCUAAUGACAUCAGGAAUCCCGAGACCCAGUGUAUAGACUUGACGAGUGUGUAUCGACCUAUUAGGGAAUACAGCCCCGAGUAUAGGAGAUCACUGCGGGAGUAUUGCAGUAUUUUGUUCUUGAAGCCACGCAUGAAGAUUGUGUUGCGAGGUCAGAAGGUGAAGACGAAGCUGAUUUCUAAAAGUCUGUCUCACACUGAGAUUGAUGUCUACAGACCCACUUGGCUUGCCAGACCUAUAAAGAUUGUGUUUGGCUUUGCGUGUAACAAGAAGGCCAACUCUGACGACUAUGGAUUGAUGCUGUAUCAUCGGAACAGACUGAUCAAAGCGUAUGAGAAAGUCGGUUACCAGAAACAGCCAAAUGACCUUGGCCUUGGUGUGGUUGGCGUGGUCCAGGUGGACUUCCUGCAGCCGAUACACAACAAACAGGAGUUCAACAAAGAUGAUCGAUACAAUGCCUUCAUGCAGAACAUCGCAACAAAACUGAAUGACUAUUGGAAUGAAAAGAAGUGUGGAGGCAAGUCUCAAGGAACACCUUCGAACAACCUACCAGACUGGUUGUGGGCGCAGUGUGAGAACUGUCUGAAGUGGCGACGCCUGCCCGACGGAAUCGAAAAGCUUCCUGAUCGAUGGUUUUGUCACAUGAACCCAGAUGCUUCACACAAUCGGUGUGACAUAGAGGAAGAACCUGAAGACGAAGACCAAGCGCUACAGAGGAGUUACAAGAAAACAUUCAAGAAAGAGAUGGAGAAGGAAAAGCUGAAUAGUAAAUGGGCAGAAAGACAGCAGGUUUUACAGAAGGAGGAGGAGCUGAGAGCGCGAGAGGCGGCUCUACGACAGAAGAUGCAGCAGAUAGAGAGUGUAUCCAGUACUAAUUUUAAUUCAAGAAAGAGCAUUGCCAAUCUGGAAAAAGCCCUGAUCGAAUCAAAGCAACGAGAAGCUCUGCAGAAACGGCUCAUUCUUCAGUUACAGGAGCAGAAGAAAAACAGCGAAGUUAAGAAGAAAGAACUUCUGAAUGCAGCAGAAAACCUUCGACUAAUGAAUUCAGAAACAUCGAUGCUGAUAGAGGAUGCUUCGAAUCUAGCGGGUGAAUCAUCGGUGUCAUCAACAAGCAGUGUUACAAAGAGAAAGGCUGAAGGUGAAGACUCGUCUGCGAAGAAGAUGCGGAUAAAGACUGAGGAUGGUGACCUGGUUGCUGUGAUACAUUGCCCCGAGACGGGCAAGGAGAUCAUUGACCUGACCAGUGACCCCGAGGAGGAGGCGGCGGCGUCUCCUACUGCUGGUGAUGAAGAUGGCUCCUCUGUGAAGGAGAGUGUGGGGAACGACGCAAGUGAUAAAGACAAAUCUGGUGAGAAUCAGAACUCUGGUGACAGUGAUAAUGUAACAGAGAAAACAGAUGUGAAACCUGACAAGGCAGAACUCGAUAAGCAGAUGAAUGAGAAGGACAGUUCAGCAGACGAUGACAAUGACAAUAUGGAUAACAUGCAGGGAGAGACGGAAAUGGAUGGCACCAAAAAUGACCAAGCUACGUCAAAUGAUUCCAUGGACACAACAGUAGACGUUAAGCCAAACAUUGGGGAACUAAACAGACAAAUGAGACAGAAAAAUCGCAGAUCUGAAGCAUAUGAAAUUAGUGCAAGAAUCUUUUCGAAGUUUGUUCAGACAACCCCUGUAGACCUGCGUCCGGCGUGUAGUGAUGGGAUUAAACAGAGUUCUCUGAAGCCGAUAGAGCAACGCCAGCAGCUGAUCACCAAGUGUGGGGAACUAGCCGACUGUAAAGAGAAGCUGAAGAGCUUGCAGGAUGAUAUAUACAAACUGUUGAGAAUCAUUGUACCCGACGUCGAGUUGGGCGACUCGACAGACAUUCAGUACAUCAUCGGAGAGAUGAUCCGAGUGAACAGCGAGGUGCCCAAUGAAGUGAACAGUGAAGUGAACAGUGACUUGAACAAUGAAGUGAACAGUGACUUGAACAAUGAAAUGAACAGUGACAUGUCCAGUGAUGUGAACAGUGAAGUGAGCAAUAAAGUGAACAUUGAAACGAACACUGAAGCAAACAGUGCAGUGAACAGUGCAGUGAACAGUCCAGUGAACAGUGCAAUGAACAGUCCAGUGAACAGUGCAGUGAACAGUCCAGUGAACAGUCCAGUGAACAGUGCAGUGAACAGUGCAGUGAACAGUGAAGUGCCCAGUACAAACACAACAGCAGAGUCCUGAUAAGACUCCUGUGUUGUCAUCACACAAAUCAAUCAGUCAUCAUUCAUAGAUCCCAUACAUCCUUCUAGUGAGCUUACCAUUUUAAACAAAAUGCAGCCAUUUUUUCAUAAUUAAUACAGUGUACUGAAUUCCAUUAUAAAGCAUAUCACUGGGGGUAAAGUCACAUCAAUAGAUUGCUAUCUGGUGCUAUUCAGUUUGAGAGAUUUGUGAUUUGGUUGCAUUAAUAUUUACUACUUAGUAAAGAAGAAUCAAAAGAUUAGUUUGUAGGUUUCUUAAUUUAUAUGGCACCUGUUUCGCUAGGAUUGGAAAAAAUAGUUAAAUGUCAGUAUGAUUAAGAAGACCUAAUAUACUGACAAUGUGGCUGGUAACUAAAAAAUGUCUGACAACCUUAAAUGUGAGACAAUGUGUAGAUUAUAACUAUUAUUUUAUAUGAAUAGGCUAACAAAAUGAACAUAUGUAGCAUAACUUACACUGUCAUAAAAUGUCAAUCCUAAUUUAUAUUUCCCUUCACUGGACAUGUAAUUGUUUUGUAAUAAUAGUUUGUUUUGGGGGGGGGGGGGGUGAGAUGUGGAAUUGGGGAUGGAGUGUUUUGGGAAUAAAGUUCCUUGUAGAUCUAUUGGGCCGGAUUUACAAAGCCAGUUUUUAUUAAAUGCAGGUGUUUAAGCAUUGUAAAUGUAUAUAGUUACAUGCGUGUAAGACAUAAACAGGUGUUUAAGCAUUGUAAAUGUAUAUAGUUACACGUGUGUAAGACAAA
Messenger RNA from Gigantopelta aegis, 3758 nucleotides. RefSeq names its product MORC family CW-type zinc finger protein 3-like. Gene Ontology annotation, molecular function: ATP hydrolysis activity; zinc ion binding. Gene Ontology annotation, cellular component: nucleus. The transcript has 17 exons. The coding region runs from base 137 to 3004 and encodes 955 amino acids. Lineage: Eukaryota; Metazoa; Mollusca; Gastropoda; Neomphalida; Peltospiridae. The record is from RefSeq and is a predicted model, not a curated record.